Messenger RNA from Boleophthalmus pectinirostris (great blue-spotted mudskipper), 2420 nucleotides. RefSeq names its product solute carrier family 25 member 35 (gene slc25a35). Bases 803 to 1702 code for a protein of 299 amino acids. Lineage: Eukaryota; Metazoa; Chordata; Actinopteri; Gobiiformes; Gobiidae. The transcript is spliced from 5 exons. The record is from RefSeq and is a predicted model, not a curated record.
UUAUAGGAUGGGCAGAGGGAGAGAGGACAGGUACAAAGAGAGUAGGCCAGUAUUUGUAGAGAGGCUCUUUUUAGUUCAACCACACACAGUAUAUUAGGGCCUAAAGACAAUCACAGCCUAAGAAAGCAUAUUCUAAGGAAAGUGAAACAAGCAAAGCACCGGAAAUAGACGACACUGACCGACUGAUAGCACUGAACUGUUAUUGUGCUAUUUUACACAAAUUGAGGCGUUUAUUAACUCUUAGUAUAUUUAUUGUUUGCAGAAUACAUUUCUCCAGGUAGGGGCCUUUUUUUAUUACCAAAAGGUUGAGAAGGACUGGUCUUAAAAAGAAUAGUUCGUGCCAUUGCCAAAAAUGGGCGUACAGUCUAUGGUAUAUACGUAACUGUCACAAAUGAUACAUUCACGGGACUAAAGGAACUGAAUGUAACCUGUCAAACGCUUAAUAGAUUUAACACUUUUACCACAACCAAAAAUACCCAAAACUUGUAUUUAAAAGGCACUCUACAGGUGGCCUUUAUUACACGGGAGUCCGUACUACUCCGUUUGGACCACAGACAGUCCAGUUUCAGUAUACAAUCUAUGGUUAUCACCAUGACUCUUACGCUCCGAGGAUACAUCAGGUCCGUGAACGCCUCUCAUGUCGGCGCCCUGGACAGGCCCACGGUACUGACAGGAGGAGGCCAGCAACGCGUGGUGUGGGUUUGAGGGAGGAGGAUAUGGAGCGGAGCAGGGUUCUGUAAUGUCAAGGGCCCAUGGGCUUCAGGCCUGAGCACAGCCCACCUAUCCUCCCUCCGAGUCCGACAUGGAUUUCCUUCUCAGCGGAGCGGCAGCCUGCGGAGCAUGCCUCUUCACCAACCCGCUGGAAGUAGUCAAAACGCGCAUGCAGCUCCAAGGAGAGCUACGGAGCCGCGGGACGUAUCAAGUGUAUUAUAAAAACGUUUUCCAUGCUUUUUACACUAUCGGUAAAGUGGACGGCCUGUCCGGUUUACAGAAAGGACUUGCGCCGGGCCUUGUGUACCAGUUUUUUAUGAAUGGAGUUAGACUGGGAUCGUACGCGAUCAUUGAGUCAUCUGGUUACAUCCACAACAGCGAUGGGAAGGUCAGCACAGCCAGGACCACGUUGGCAGGAGCGGUGUCAGGGGUGGUAGGCGCCGUCAUGGGCAGCCCCGUUUAUUUAGUCAAGACUCAUUUACAAAGUCAGUCUACCUCGUCCAUUGCAGUGGGACACCAGUACAAACACCAGGGCAUGCUACACGCGCUCAGAGCCAUCUAUAAGGAGCACGGGGUCCUAGGGCUAUGGAGGGGCUCCAGUGCAGCUGUACCCAGAGUCAGUGUGGGGUCUGCAGCUCAACUCUCCACUUUCUCCUCCUCAAAAGAACUGGUGCUUGAACUGCAGGUAUUUCCCAAAAACAGCUGGUUGGUUGCCCUGAGUGCCGGAAUGAUUAGCAGUGUGGUGGUGGUUUUGGCCAUGACACCCUUUGACGUUGUGAGCACACGACUUUAUAACCAACCAGUGGACCAUCUGGGCAAGGGGCAGCUUUAUAAAGGAUUUGCUGAUUGCUUUUCUAAGACGUUAAAGAAGGAGAGCUUGAUGGGACUGUACAAGGGCCUGGGUGCUUCAUACUUCCGACUGGGUCCACACACCAUUCUGUCUCUGUUCUUCUGGGAUGAACUGCGCAAGUGUUACUGGGGCUUUAGAUAGCUCAGUGACAGAGAAACUCAAAAAAAGAUAACUCAUUAAGCCGACAGUGCAAAGGUUUCAUUUAAUGGGAUCUUUAGGAGGCAAAAUGAAAUACAGAAAGUCAAUCAUUUUACAAAGUGAAGCAUGUAGAUUUGUGAAAGUUAGUUAUAAAUCUAAUGAAAAGGCAGUUAAGUCUGCCUUAUAAUUGUAUGUCUAUGCUGAAUAUGCACAGAUUAUUUAAUAUUUCUGUUAGAAUAUUGACAAAUGUGCCAUUCCAUAUAAUGUGAGAACACAGUGGACUCUUGCCGUAUGCUCUUGAAGACAUUAUGAACCAAACAAAAGUCAUGUGAAAGCUUUGCUAUAGUAAGUGGGGUACACAAUUAUGAAAAGCCUUUAACAAAUUUUGAUAUCGUGCACAGUUAAUUUACAUUUUUACUCUUUUUUUUUUUUGCCCUUAAAGACAUUGUUUAGAAUCAGAAGAAUUUAGAAUGAAUUUUAUACCUUUAACUUGAAGAGUAGUUACUGAAUGUUCAUUUGACAGCACUCCACACUUGUAUGCAUAAUAUUUUACAAAUAUUAGUAUUUGACUUAAACAGGAAAUUUGACUGUUUUUCUUUGAAAGUUACUGAUAUUUUAUGACAAUGUGUGCAGUAGAACUGUAUGUUUUAUUAGUGGGAUUGGUUAUGUAAUUUCCUUUUUAAUUUAACCAAAAUAUAUUUUGUGCCAUGUUUUACUGUCA